ACCACAUGACAACAAAGUCAUCUCGAUCUCAGCUGCCUUACAGCACAGGUCACGAUAACGCCAUGGCGUCCUUUCAAAGCGACUUUGAAGACUACAGUGAUGGUGAGGAGGCCCCGAACCGGGGAAGUGAUUGGGAGUGGGACAGUGAGGAUGAGGAUGAUGAUUUUGAGGAUGAGAAAGAGAAGAAGGGAGAUGAGAAGAGGAAGGUAAAAGAGGAGAAGACAGAGGAGGAAGGCAAAGACAAGAGGAAGAGAGAGGAGGGAGAGAAAGAUAAAACCCUGUCACCUCCAUCUGGAUAUUCACGACUGAAUGAAGAUAGGUUACAUGCUGCCCUGAGGCGUGAAAUCCAAGAGCUCAAGACAAAGCUUGAGGAGAGUAACCGAACAAUCCAGGACUUGGAAGAGGAAAUAUUGGGGGAAAAGUCCUUUCACAAGGGCAUGUUUUCCAUGAACCAAAAACUGAUGAGUGAUCUGGAAGAGUUGAGGGAGGAAGCAGAAGAGUUGAGGAAAGGGAAAGACGAUAUUGAGGCCGAAGUUGAAUACGAACAAGAGAAGAAUAUAAAGAUGCAAGACCUCCUACAGGAGUUGGAAGACGAAAUAAAGGGUGAAAAAGCCUAUCACAGGACCAUGCGGGUCAUUAACGAGAAACUGAACAGAGAGGUGGAGGAGAUGCGGGAGGAAGCAGGAAAGUUGAAGAAAGGAAAAGAUGAUAUUGAGGCCGAAGUUGAAUACGAACAGGAGAAAAAUAUAAAGCUGCAAAAUGAUCUAGAAGAGUUGAAGGGGGAGGCAGAAGAGUUUGAGAAAGUGAAGAAUACUCUUGAAGCUGGCAUUAAACACGAACAAGAAAAAAAUGCCAACCUGCAAAGGGACCUGGAAGGGACUAAAAACGCUUCAGAGGAAUUUGCAAAAGUGAAGGAAUCUCUCGAGGCCAAGGUCCAGCAGGAACAAAAUGAGACUGCAAGGCUGAAAAGGGAGCUGGAAGAGACAAAGAAGGCUUUAGAGAGAUUUUCAAAAGCUAAGGAGUCUCUUGAGGUCACAGUUCAGCAAGAACAAGAAGACAAUGCGAGGCUGAUCAAGAAACUGGAAAUGUUUCAAGGUGCUUUAAGGGAUGAGAUUGCUGCGUUGAAAAAGGAAAAUGAGGCCUUGGGGCGCUCAGUCAGCUUUCUCAAGGAGAAGAAUAACGAUCUCGCCAGGGAGCUGGCAGAGACUAAGAUGGUUGUUCUGGAAAAGGAGACUCUGGAGGCAACUGUAAAGAAGCUUGCUUUGCUCAACAAGAAACAAGAAAAAAAGCUAGAUUUCGCCAAGAAGGCAUACAGCAAGGUUCUGGCGACACUUCAGAAGCUGCAAGAAGACACAGACCAUAGCAGCACGGCAGAGGACACCGAGGACUCAUCUUCAGUUGAGUCACUGGAGCCGACAAAGGACAACAGCACAAUCACUGAGGAGCUUGCAAACCUCACCCUGGAAAAAGCUGCACAGGAGAAGAAGAUCCUAGAGGCAACUGUGCAGCAGCUGACCUUGGAAAAUAAGAAACAAGCAAAGAUGUUAGAGGAUAGAGAAAAGCUGCAGGCUGACCUGGAGACCAGCAAUAAGGCAAUUCAGCAGUAUCUUCGUGGGAGCGAAAAGCUGCUGGCUGAGAAUGACAGGAUAUCUAGUAAACUGGAAAAGUCACAGAAAGCCUCAAACGACAAGAUCACCGCGUUACAACAGGCAAACGAGGCUCUGAAGCGCUCAAUGAGCGUUCUGACCGACAGGAACAACAUCUUCAACAGCGGAAUAGCAGACUUCAAGAGUGUGUUGGAGAACAUGAGAAAUGAUGAAUGUGGAAAGAGGAAAGACCCAGCCACACCAUCCAGACACAGGAUGGGGGAUGGAAGAAGGCUCAUCUUUGAGGGGCUGCCUGUAUUUGUCUAAAAUACGUUGGGGCAAUUCUGAAUCUUAACGGAAUUUUAAAUUGAUCCUCCUCUUUUCCAACACUU
Messenger RNA from Branchiostoma belcheri (Belcher's lancelet), 1978 nucleotides. Its product is annotated as CAP-Gly domain-containing linker protein 1-like. NCBI's taxonomy places the organism in Eukaryota, Metazoa, Chordata, Leptocardii, Amphioxiformes, Branchiostomatidae. The record is from RefSeq and is a predicted model, not a curated record. The transcript is spliced from 19 exons. The coding region runs from base 6 to 1913 and encodes 635 amino acids.